CAGGAGAGCACGCUACCCGCUCCGGAGCACGUGAAAUGCACGGCACUGAUUUCCACAUCGCAUAUUUUGUCAGACGAGCGUCGUUCCCCGCCCUCGCGGACAGCGGCGCCAAGUAACAGAACGGCGAGCACAGGAUGGGCGUGGCUCUUGCACCCCCUCCCUCCGGCGCAGCUACAGGCGCGGUAGGCGUGGUCAAGGAGCCACAGGCAACCAAUGAGAAAAGUGCCAUCGACCGUUCGGGGGGGAAGAAAUGGCAGCAUUUCGAUGAGGGUGCGCAAAAAAAUAUUCCACGGAGGGUGGAAAGGGGAUGAGGAGGACAAUACACGCGCAGGCGUGUAAACACGACGGGGUUCAUUUUUUUUUAAACGGCCAGGAAUGAGGGAGGUGGGAACAGGGGGAGUGGAGGUGGGCUGGUGUGAAAUUCAUCUCCGGUUCUUGAGGUAUUCUUUCGCAGCGACUUGACUUGGCCGUUGACAACGACAGUGUCGGCAUUGUACCUCCCUACACUCGCGUGUCACGGGCGAGCGGAGCACGGCCUCUGUGGGCGAGAGAUUUGUCACAGGUGGUUAGAGCUGCCACUCGUACCUUCGAUUCUACUACCAUCGUCCUCGUCCGAUUUUUGCGCAGUGGACCGCUGUGCUUCCUACUUGCACAGCUGGCCCUUCCGCACAUUUAUUCCCAACCUCGUUGCUACAUGUUUUGAAAAUUCCAAGAAGGGAACCCCCGCAGUCUGGUGUGCUGAAAAGGACGUGAAAGAAAGAAAGAAAAAAAAACCACCCUGAAAAAAAAAGUCGUAAACAAGUCAUCACGCCUCUGACUUUACUGCGCCGAGGGUCUCAACGGCACUGAAGAAGGAAGAUCUGGGUCGAGACGGAGAUGUUUUGAACUCACAGGCGUUUCGGAAGCUCAUCAACAACUGAGGUAGGGAACUGGGUCAUUUCCUGUGACCGUUUUAAACUUACUGUGGACUUGCUCCAGUGGAUUUGCAUGCAGAUGCUGUGUACAGCAUGUUCUCGCUGUCCACGGUGGACAGACUAAGACUUGGGAAACAGCGAGCACUCUUUGCCGAGUCGACCAGCGCUGCUCGCCGAGAGGUUGGCAGCAAGUUUGGUCUGAAGCCAGACGACAGAGAAGCCUGCAGCAGUGACAUGCUGGUGUGAAUGAGUGUCACAUGUCCAUUGACUCCCACGGACAACAGCUAAUGACCGACACGAGAGAGUGUAUGUCAGGGCAGUGAAUUUAGUAUCGCCGGUCAAGAGAAAAUUUUCAAGACAAAGAAUAAAACUCGGGAACCUUCACAGACAGGAUCCUCCUCGGAGUGGAAGUACUGGACUCUUGCAGAUGGACAACAACGGCAGGCCGCCGUCGGCGCGUGGGUGCAUGGCUCAGGCUUCUGACGACGACACCCUUACCCUCGGAGACGACGUCCUUGGCGCCAGUCUUCUUCACGGCGACAACAGCCACCUCGACACCACCGUCAACAGCAACAACAGCAGCAACGGCGGAGCUCUCAACGCCACGCUCAGCAACUCUUCCUCUUCUACCCCGUCGUGUUCCGGUUCGGGUAAAAUCAGUAUCAUCGGUUCGUCAGGACCCAACAGCAACGGUGUGGCUGCUAGCAACAGCAGCAGCAGCAACAAUAACAACAACAGCGCUGCGUCCGACCUGCUGUCCGGCAAGAACCUGACGUUCUCACCUGAACAGGUGGCCUGCGUGUGCGAGGCGCUGCAGCAGAAGGGCGACAUCGAGCGCCUGGCGAGGUUCUUGUGGUCCUUGCCGCCCAGCGAACUGCUCCGUGGGAGCGAGGCUGUCCUCAAGGCACGGGCCACGGUGGCCUUCCACCGGGGCAGCUACCGGGAGCUGUAUGCUAUCCUGGAGAGUCACAACUUCGACGAGUCCAACCACGCCUUCUUGCAGCAGCUGUGGUACAAAGCGCACUACAUGGAGGCCCAGAAGGUAAGGGGUCGGGCUUUGGGUGCCGUGGACAAGUACCGGCUGCGGCGCAAGUACCCUCUGCCCAAGACCAUCUGGGAUGGCGAAGAGACCAUCUACUGCUUCAAGGAGAAGUCGCGCCAGGCCUUGAAGGAGUGCUAUAAGCAGAACCGCUACCCCACGCCGGACGAGAAACGAGGUCUGGCCAAGAAGACUGGUCUGACCCUCACCCAGGUCAGCAACUGGUUCAAGAACCGUCGCCAGAGGGACCGGACACCCAUCAGUCAACUCACAAUGUGCACGACCCUUACGGCCGAGACCUGAGCGAGGAGACGCUGAAGCAGAUGGGCCACAGCAUGUGCGGGAUGACCAUGGGGCAGGCCAUGAUGUCCGCCGACUACAGCCGCGACUACCACCAUCCGCACCACCACCACUACCCGCAGACCAUGCCCUCCGUCAAGAUGCUGGAGGACAUGCGGCAGAACCUGAGCAUGCCCAUCGUCAAGACGGAGCAGCUGCCCCCCCACUACCUCUGCUCCCCCUCCCCUACUCCCCUCAAUCACCACCACCAUCACCACCACCACAACCACAUGCACAACCACCAGUCCAUGUUGCCUGUCUGACGUGAGUCUCACGGCGGGAACCAACAAAAUAAAUAAACAAGUAAAUAAAUAGCGCAUUGGCUCGCUCCAGGAUUCAACAUGGCGCUGGUGUCACGGCUAUCAUCUUCCAGACUAAGCUCAGACAACGACAUCCUCCCUUCACCCCCCGUACAGCCCUGUUAAUAACGGAGUUAGUCUGUUCUCUCUGUGUGACCAGAUUCUGGCAUGGCCUGAUGAGGAGCAGGACUGUAAAUGGCGAACCCACAAGAAGCGGUCACGUGACUAGACAAUACAUUGUGCUGCUCGGAGGGUGACUGCACUGAAGGACCCACUCGCCUCCCAAUCAGAAAACGAGAGAGAGAAGAACAAAGAGUGCUUUGGGGUGACAUUGCCGGGAGUAAGAAAACUUACUGGCCGCGUUUUGAAACAAUGGUCGACCUCAGGCGUGGCGGCCGUGAACUCUACUUUGUGUGUAUUUACUUAGAGUAGCAAGCCUCGCAAUUGUGUUUCUUCACAGAGCAACACAGCUCAGUAAUCACAGACGUUGACUAAUAUAUAAAAUAAGAAACCCAAAAUGUAAAAAAAAAAAAAAAAAAAAAAUCCUAAGUUUUUGAAAGGAG
Pomacea canaliculata is the source of this 3154-nucleotide messenger RNA. RefSeq names its product homeobox protein six1-like. Gene Ontology annotation, cellular component: nucleus; transcription regulator complex. The transcript is spliced from 2 exons. NCBI's taxonomy places the organism in Eukaryota, Metazoa, Mollusca, Gastropoda, Architaenioglossa, Ampullariidae. Gene Ontology annotation, biological process: regulation of transcription by RNA polymerase II. The coding region runs from base 1342 to 2256 and encodes 304 amino acids. Gene Ontology annotation, molecular function: RNA polymerase II cis-regulatory region sequence-specific DNA binding; DNA-binding transcription factor activity, RNA polymerase II-specific. The record is from RefSeq and is a predicted model, not a curated record.